Molecule: messenger RNA, 1611 nt
Organism: Eimeria maxima
Lineage: Eukaryota; Apicomplexa; Conoidasida; Eucoccidiorida; Eimeriidae
Exons: 1
Coding region: 1-1611 (536 amino acids)
Source: RefSeq, a predicted model, not a curated record
AUGUUGCCUCGUCGUCUCUUUGCUGUUCUUCAAGAGCCAUGCCUCUCAAGCUACCCCCAGGGAUCCGAUUCCCAGCGAGAGUCUCGCCAGUCCCCAGCAGCGGGGGUUGGGGUUUCUCCCGAGGGGCCCUCGGGAGGCGCUGCUACAGGCGCUCCUGCAGCUGCAGCAGCAGCUGCUGCUGCUACCUAUGCAGGUCCUCCCAAGGCUGGUUUAGAUGCCACUGUGGGGCCUCUUCCCGUUAGCCCCUACGACCCUGCCCAGCAGCCACCUCCCUAUGGACAGUUUGGAUCUGGAGAUGCAUUGCAUGGUUCUUAUGGGGAGACUUCGGGAGCUGCACAUACGCCCGGGGGCCCCGGUGUGACGGAGGGGCCAUAUGGGCCUCCGCCAUUCGGCUAUUACUCGGCUCCCGUCACAUCAUUCCCAGGCUACUCGAUGGGCCCUCCCCCCUUCAUAGCUGCGCCUCUGCAGGGCAUGGGGUGCUAUCCAGCCCCUCCACCUUUGGGGGCUCCUUACGGCAUGGGGACCCCUUAUGGAGCCCCUCCUUCUGGUGGGCCUCCCCAGAGCUGGAUGCCUGGGGACCCUCAGGGUGGGGUGUGGGGUCCUGCGAGGCCCCACAAUGUCCGCGGGAAUGGACCUUCUGGCGAGGGAGGGGGACCCCCUGCCCCCCAGACGGCGCGGGAGCGGCAGCGUCAAUUUUUGAGUGCUUCUGCUUUGACCGAGUUUGAUUCCUUAGAGGCGAAAUGCUCUUUUGGAUUGUUUCUUAAAGGCCUCAGCGAGGGGAAGCUAGCUGGAAGAAUGGGGUUUAAAGAAUGGUUGUAUGCAACCAAUGUUGUAAGCGAUAUGCUGCGUCGGGAGGUACAACAUGAGACAAACUACGAUUUGCUCUUGCAUCAGCAGCUGCUGCUGCUGCAACAGAUACUCAAGCUGCUACAGCGCGGCCGAAGCAACUUCCUGCCCCACGAUGUUGCUUUGUUGGCCGCGAAUGCAGGACGUCUUCAUGGGGCUUUUUGCAUGCAUUUCUUAACCCGGCAGACCCAGAAAGCGCAGGAGGUGUUGAAUGCACCUUCAAAAGAGCUAAGGAAGGCUCUGCAGCAGGCAGCUACUGAGCCAGCAGCAGCAGCAGCUGCUGCUGCUGCAGCUGGAGCAGGAGGAGUAGGGGGAGUUGAACAGUUAACUGAAGGACCAUUGACGCUGAGUGUUUAUAGAGGCGUCUGCGAUGCUAUUGUAUCCGAAAUUGUCUUCUCUUGUGCCAGGAAACUGCAUUCCUUUCCUCCGUCCACGCAGCCUUCGCAUGUCAGGGCUCUGCCUACGCUAAUGCGAGCUGCUUCUGCGCAACUGCUGCCUCGAGACACAAGCAGCAGCAACAACCAGCAGCAGUAUACUGCCAAGAGGGUAAAGGCUGUGUGGACGGAGCUGCUGCAGCGCAUCUGUCCCCUCUUAGGUCGUUAUGAUGUACUGCAGCUGCUGCAGGUGCUGCAGGGGGUUGCCGCUCUCAGCAACAGAAAAAUCAUUCGAGAUAACGAUCUCCUUACACUAACACAAGGUAGCCGCCUAUUGCUCCACCAUCUCGCGAUGGACACUAAACUAGGCGUUGUCAAUGGGGUUUUGUAG